Panicum virgatum (switchgrass) is the source of this 2449-nucleotide messenger RNA. RefSeq lists its product as uncharacterized. The transcript has 4 exons. Lineage: Eukaryota; Viridiplantae; Streptophyta; Magnoliopsida; Poales; Poaceae. The coding region runs from base 1 to 891 and encodes 296 amino acids. The record is from RefSeq and is a predicted model, not a curated record.
AUGUGCAUCUCCAACCCAGUGUACGACCGGGGCGGCGCGCAAGGCCAGGCCGAGCCGGGCGGCGAGAACUCGCCGGCGUUCGAGAUGCCGGGCUCGGCGGCACGGAUCCGGCGGUGGUGCAGGGCGGCGGGCCUGGAUCCGGCCUCCCUCGGCGGCGAAAGAAGGGUGAUUUUUUUUUGGUUCGUCAUCGCCCCGUUUCGUUCGUCCGCCCCCGUCGCCCGCUCCGCGCGCAAUUUUUCGCCCGUCCCCACCCAGUGCCCGACGGUUCGUCCCCGGUUCCGCGCUCAAGCGGUCACGCCUCUUGCCCCCCACCUCCCCCAGGCAGUUCCACUCCACCUCGACGCCACCUCCGCCCGCUCUCUCUCGCGCACGCGCUACACGCCUCCGCCGCCGCUGCUCGCCCACCGGAGUCCCAUUCACCACCUCCGGGGCGCGACACGCCGCCGCCGCCGCUGCUCCGAAGGCCGAUUCACCACCAAUCGCGGAGCAGCUCCGAAGCUGAAUCGCCACCACGAAGCUGCUCCGCAGCCGGCCGCCGCCGGCCGGAUCCCGGCCAAAUCCCCACCCCUCCGCGCGUCCUUCUUCAAGCCACCGCGCGUCCUCUCCACUCGCCCUCCUCGCGGCCGGGACGCUGCCGCCGCGCUGCCACCUCUCCCCGCGUCCUCCUUCCAGUAUCGACUCCUUAGGGGUGGUGGUGUAGGAGGGAGGGCCAGGCCGUCAAGUAGUACGACGAGCAGAUCCUACAGCAGCACUGCGGUACCCAACAUCGAAGGAACUGAGCAUCGGCAGUUUCAAGAUCAAGGUGUUCGACCUUGUCAGGGACCAGAUCACCCACCUGCGCUUAGGACUCCUGCGCCAAGCUCACGUAGCAACGCACGGGUAUUCAGCUAGAAAACCAGACGCUUGUAUAUCCGGACUACAUCAGAUCAAGCUUCAGGAAACCUUACUGCUGUAAGGAAUGAAAUUCUGAUGACUUCAAAAUAUUAACUAGCUACCUUCUAUCGAUUCCCACAUGUUUAACCAUGUAAUGAUUUGGAUUGUCAUCUUGCAUAUAGUUCUGAACUAUUUGGAUAUUUUAUCUGCUGCAGAAUUUGAUACAUUUGUUAUAUAAUUUCGAUAAACCCAUGUUGGUGUUUUCAAAAGAACAAAAUCAUGUGAGUCCAGCCGGCUAUCUAAAUUUCUCUCUGCUUUUAUUUUAUUUUCUUCCAGGUUGAGCUAGCUCAGGAAAUCAUUUCAAGUGUUCUGGCUCAUGGGGUGUCUACUUAUUAAGAAGUAUGAUUUCACUCAACCUGACGUCACUGUUUGCGGCCUGCUUUCAUUGUCUAACCAAUAUAUGUUGACUAGCUUAAAAUAACAUUUUUGUCAAGAUCAUGAAGAUUGUAGUCAUCGUAAUACUGUGUUCUGAGCAUAGACCUUAGAAUCUCCAGCCCAACUAACAUAAAUAGCUAGCUUCUCCAACCAACAUAAGAAUGUUAAUGCUAGACAUAAGAAUGUUAAAGCUAGAACUGGUUAUGGAUGAUUACUCGCAGAGUUAGGUGCCAUUCAUAAUUAAAGGUAACUCUUGCUUUAAAACUCAGUUAGCAACUAAGUAUCGCUUCCUCUCUGUAUUCUGGUACCAUGAAAACCAUUUGAUCCGCUUCACUUAACCAGAUCUAUGGAUACAUGAAUUUAUCUGUUAUAGAUGCUCUGGCAUUUAUUUCUUGCCCCCUGCAAGAGUGAGCAAAAAAAUCUCUUUAUUUUUGUGCCUCUUGUGCCUGAAAAUAUAAUGUUGCAGUCGCAUCGAGCCUACUAUUGCAGUAGCAUCUGCUUUGAGUAUUAAGUGAUAUGUAAUUCAGUAGUGCAAUAAAUUUGCCUGUUUGGUUUAGAAAUAAACAUGCACGAACUGCCCAUUUGAUGCUGCUUCAACACGUUGUUUGCUUGUGCAGGUGAGUGUCCAAUAACAUGUAUGCGGUGUCAUUCUAUCUACUCUGUUUUGAAGUUGAUUUUGUCCUGAAUAAAUUAAUGGUAACAAUUGUUUGGUUCCAGUUCCACUAAUCCAGUUCAUGUGUACCUUGUUCUGCUUUUUAUGUAGUUUAAAGGUGUGCGCUUGGUGAAGAGGUGGAGCGGACAAGCCAGAAUCUAGGACCUGAGCAUUGCCCAUUGUUGUCAUCCGAGUGCAGGGCUCCAAAGAAAAGGCCACGUGUAUAGAUAAUUGGUGAAAUUCUGAAAAUCGUACUAGGUACUGAAAUUCUUGCAAUUACAAUGUGCAUAAUUGUUGUGGUGUGGCAAUCCAGAGAUACCAUAGAGUGAGAUCAUUUCCUUGGAAUGAUGUUGUGGACCGGUUCAUGUUGCUAGGUUUGUUGUGCCCCAUGUAUUAUUGGCUAUGUGCACUAUCAACAGGAUAUAUACUGUGGACGAUACGAUGGUUGUUAUGGUCUAUGGAUACACGAGAUUUGAUUAAGUAUUGACA